AUAUAUAGGAAAAUAUCAAAAUAUAAGCUCCAUGUUUUUAUCCUAAAAUAAUAGUUUGCAUUGUAUUCGUGUUUUGAAAAUCUUUUUUGCAAGAGCAUUCACGUUUAGUUUUACUAAUUUGAAAAGCCUAUUUAAUAAUAAUAUUUAGCUUUAAUAUUUUCAAAAUAAAUUAGCAUCAUAAAAAAAUUGUUUAGAAAAUACCAAAUCUUUUCAAACAAAACUAUAAAUUUAAUUUGUAAGAUGUUUGUUCUGAAGUUGCUAGUGCUCCGGGCAAAGAGAGAAGCUGAGCAUGGUCACAAGCCCAAGCCGGUGCAAGUCAAGAAGGAAGAAGCACCGGGACCUAGCCGGCCGAGGCACCACUAUGACCCGGUCAUCCGAGUGGUCAAUACAGAAGAAUGCCAAGAAGUCCGGAAAGCACCGGUCAUUCCUCCAGAAAACCCUACCGGUCAAGUAGGGCGGCAGUGGUCGGGCACCUAUUGUUCGUACCACAGGUCUGAUUCCCAUAACACCUCCGAAUGCAAGAGUGUUAAAGGGGUCAUCCGGCAGAUGAUCGACAGUGGAGAGCUGGGCAAAGAUUACUUGCAGAAAGCCCAGGAGAAGAGUCAUCAGUGGGUUAGGCCAACUGCCCCAGGGAAUGACCGGGACAAUGACCGGCGGAGGAAUAACCGGCCAAGGGAGCGGCAACCUGCCCCCGAAAAAGAACACAUCGGCAUGAUCUUCGGCGGACCCGAGGGUGGAGAUUCAGCCGCGCAGCGGAAGAACUGGGUCCGGAGAAUUUACGUGGGAGAAGUAAGUGCUGAACCGCCCAGGCGUAAACAUACUAGGAGGGAGCCAAUCGUCUUCACUGACCGAGAUCUCCCUCCUACCGGUGAAGAUCACAAUGAUCCAUUGGUCAUCACCAUGGACAUUAAUGGGGUAGAUGUCGCCCGGGUACUUGUUGACACCAGCAGUAGUGUCAACAUCUUAUACCUGGAGACCUUCCAAAAACUCAGGUUGUGUCGAACAAAACUUGAACCCCUCAAAACCCCUCUCUCAGGCUUCACGAGGGAUACCGUUGAAGCUGAAGGAUCCAUAGUUCUACCGGUCGAACUAGGAUCAGGUGAAAAGACCGUGUGGAAGAAGAUGCGGUUCAUAGUUGUGGACAUCAAAUGCGUCCACAACGCAAUCCUAGGAAGUCCAGGCAUCAAUAAAGUCGGGGCGGUGAUUUCCAUGCCUCAUCUAUGCAUGAAGUUCCACACUCCAGGUGGUGUGGGUGAGGUGAAGGGCGACCAGAGGAACGCCCGGGAGUGCUAUGCCCGGGCAGUCAAGAAAAUGACCAGGGGGGUCAAUGUCAUCUCCCAAGAGAUCGCAAAAGGAGAGACCCGGGAGAAACUGGAGCCUGAGGCUGAAACGGUGGAAAUCGAACUUCACCCGGGUGAUUCUUCGAGGAUGGUCAGAAUUGGAGCAAAUCUCCCCGAGGAUCUCAAAGAGCAGAUUACACGGGUCCUCCAAGAGUACGCGGGCAUAUUCGCAUGGAGCGUGGCGGAUAUGCCCGGGAUAGAUCGCUCUGUUAUCUGCCACCGGUUGGCCGUGAGGGAAGGAAGUCGACCGUAUAAUAGAAAAAAUAUCAAAACCCGGAAGAGGGGCCCGGAAGAGGGUAUGCCUGCAAGAGGGCUGGACCUGGAAGAGGGUUCGAACCGUACUUACACGGGCCCAUGAGGUUUGACUGGUGUCGGGGAAUCAGCCGGCGCCGUCAGAUUGAUUGGGGACUAAAAAGAUGCCCAUUAAAAGAAAUAGAAGGGGAUCGUCCACCGUGGCGCAUCCUACAUCCCCCUUCUCAGGGAAGACUUGAACGGGGGGUGAGCUAAGGCCUUCCCGGGAUGGUAGAAAUCAAAGGGCCAUUAAAAGACUUAAUCACCC
Messenger RNA from Cuscuta campestris, 1899 nucleotides. Lineage: Eukaryota; Viridiplantae; Streptophyta; Magnoliopsida; Solanales; Convolvulaceae. The record is from the annotation of a GenBank genome assembly.